Messenger RNA from Lepisosteus oculatus (spotted gar), 739 nucleotides. RefSeq names its product cytochrome c oxidase subunit 5A, mitochondrial. The record is from RefSeq and is a predicted model, not a curated record. Gene Ontology annotation, biological process: mitochondrial electron transport, cytochrome c to oxygen. Lineage: Eukaryota; Metazoa; Chordata; Actinopteri; Semionotiformes; Lepisosteidae. Gene Ontology annotation, cellular component: mitochondrial inner membrane.
CUGCGUUGAACAGGUCCCGGCCAGCGUAGCGCAGCCGCAGUGCCGACUCCGGCUUCCCUCCCCGUGUCGUUCCGAUGCCCUUCUUGUGCUGAGUCUCAUUGAGUUUCCGCUUCUUCUUUCCCGCACCAUGUUCAGAGCCGCUGUUCGAUACACAGCCUUCGGUAUUCGGAGCCUGGCCCGGACUCGCCAGCAGCACAGCGCUCCCGUGGUUUCCCGCUGUUAUUCACAUGGCAAGCAGGAAACGGAUGAAGAGUUUGAUGCCCGCUGGGUCACUUAUUUCAACAAACCCGACAUCGAUGCCUGGGAGCUGAGAAAAGGCAUGAACACCCUAAUUGGUUACGACCUGGUACCUGAACCAAAGAUCCUUGACGCUGCCCUGCGGGCUUGCCGGAGAUUAAAUGACUUGGCGAGCGCAAUCCGCAUCCUCGAGGCCGUCAAGGAUAAAGCAGGACCUCACAAAGAUAUCUACCCCUACGUAAUUCAGGAACUGAGGCCUACCCUGGAUGAAUUAGGCAUCUCCACACCAGAAGAAUUGGGCAUUGACAAAGCAUAGACCUCAAUCCCCUGGGCUGAUCUCCAGAGGACUGCUGUCAACAGUGUAAAACACUUGUUCACUGCACUUGAAGUCUUGGCCUUGUAUGCCCAUGUUUGUGUGAUAUUUACAUCGGCCUUUGUUGUGUCCUAUUGUAUGUAAAAUGAUGGACCUAAUAAAGGAAAAAUAAUUUAAAAAACAAGAAAA